Molecule: messenger RNA, 6397 nt
Organism: Stylophora pistillata
Lineage: Eukaryota; Metazoa; Cnidaria; Anthozoa; Scleractinia; Pocilloporidae
Product: phospholipid-transporting ATPase ABCA3
Biological process (GO): transmembrane transport; lipid transport
Cellular component (GO): membrane; intracellular membrane-bounded organelle
Molecular function (GO): ABC-type transporter activity; ATP binding; lipid carrier activity
Source: RefSeq, a predicted model, not a curated record
UGUGUGUAGGCUGAAUAUAAAAGCGAAAGAAGCAAAUGUUCUCUGAUUCUACCCGCGCAUCUAGCACGCUAAUGCAGUUCAGCUGACGGUGUAAGAACUUCUGAUUUUGUGGGAUAUUUUACUUAACUAGGCAAUCAGCAGCAAGAUGGGAAAAGGAAAGCAAUUUUUGCUGUUAUUGUGGAAGAAUAUUAUCCUUCUCAAGAGAUCUCCAGUGCGAGCAUUCUUUCAAAUUUCGAUGCCACUCUUUUUUAUCAUAAUCCUUGUCCUUCUGAGAGCAUUUGUCAUCAAAGUGGAAAAUAAAAGAAGCAAUACCUAUCCUGCAUUUGAUAUUGAUAAAUUACCGUCCAAUGUCACUGAAACAAAACUGGCAUUUACUCCUAACACGAGUGAUGUCAGAAAUAUUAUGGAUUUAGUUGCAAAACAACUGAAGCGUCUAGCUGUUGUUGGAUUCCAAAAUGAGAAAGAAAUGCAAACAUUUUUAGUGGAUAAUGAAGAGAGGAAUAAAGAUGGAAAAAGGAUAUUCCUAGGUGGAAUUGUCUUCAAUAACACCCUCUACUCCAGAAAUAUUAUUUAUAAAAUUCGUCUAAGUUCCAAAGCAAGGAAGAAAGAGAAAACACCAUUUGGAGCAUCUCCUGCAACAUCCUGGCUCACUCAAUUUACAUUUCCAGUGUUUCAGAAACCAGGACCUCGGAAUGAAGGUAGCCGUUAUGGUGGCCCUCCAUCAUAUUAUGAUGAAGGAUUUCUAUCUCUUCAACAUGCUGUGGAUUCUGCAAUUGUCAAGCACAAAGGAAACAUUCAGACUCUGAACAAUGUAACAGUGUCAGUCAAACGAUUUCCUUCUCCUGCUUACAUUCAUGAUGAAUUUGUGUUGGUCAUACAAAGCUCUCUACCCUUACUUUUGAUGUUGUCUCUGAUAUUCACGGCCCUAAACAUUGUACAAGAUAUUGUUUAUGAAAAGGAGAAGAAACUGAAGGAGUCAAUGAAGAUGAUGGGUCUAAAUGGUUGGCUCCAUUGGUUGGCUUGGUUUACAAAGUACUUCAUAUUCCUUUUAAUCACCAUGGCCUUAGCAGCUGUUUUCUUCACUGUAAAGUUCACUGAUAGGGGUCGUGUCCUGAACGAAAGCUCACGCUCUGUAAUAUUUGUUUUCUUUCUUCUGUAUGCAAUAUCAACUAUCAUGUUCUGUUUCUGCAUCAGUGUCUUCUUCUCCAGAGCAAACAUUGCUGCAGCUGCAAGUGGGAUCCUGUGGUUCUUGAGCUAUAUCCCUUAUUUCUUUGUCCAACAGUCUUACGACACAAUGGGCUUGGGCAGUAAGCUGGCAAGCUGCCUCCUUUCAAACGUUGCCAUGUCCAUGGGUGCUCAGUUGAUUGGGAAAUUUGAAGGGGAGGGUACUGGGGUUCAGUGGUCAAAUAUCAAUCACGGGCCUUCCAUUGAUGAUGAUCUUACACUUGGCUAUGUCUUUGGGAUGUUUGUAGUGGAUUCAAUUGUCUAUGGUUUGAUAGCUUGGUAUGUUGAAGCAGUAUUUCCUGGCAAUUAUGGGGUUCCACAACCUUGGUACUUCCCUGUUUUAGCCAGUUACUGGUGUGGAAAGAACAAAGAGGUGGAAGUAGGCGAUUUUCACAAUUUACAAAAUGGCACCUGUCAUGCAACAACUGCUCCUGAGUACAUAGAAAAAGAUCCAGUUGGUUUGGAGCCAGGGGUUGAAAUACGAAACCUGAAGAAAGUUUUCUCCACUGAGAAAGGAGUGAAAACAGCUGUCAAUGGAGUGUCUCUGAACUUGUAUGAGGGGCAGAUAACUGUCCUUCUUGGGCACAAUGGGGCUGGUAAAACAACACUGAUGUCCAUGCUAACUGGACUAUUUCCUGCUACUUCUGGCUCUGCACUUGUCAAUGGCUGUUCCAUCAGAGAUAACAUUAGUGGAGUACGCAGCAGUCUGGGUCUGUGUCCCCAGCAUGAUGUGUUGUUUGAUCGUUUAACUGUUGAGGAGCACCUGUGGUUCUUUGCCAAGCUCAAGAGCUGCUCAUCCAGCCAGGCAAAAGGAGAGGUUGAUAGGAUGAUAGAGUGCAUUGGUCUGACCGACAAAAGACAAACACAGGCCCGUGCACUGUCUGGGGGCAUGAAAAGGAAACUCUCAGUUGGGAUAGCACUGAUUGGUGGCUCCAAGGUGGUGAUGUUAGAUGAACCAACAUCUGGUAUGGAUCCGUCAGCGCGUAGGUUCACAUGGGAUUUACUGCAGCAGCAUAAGGAAGGCAGGACCAUCCUACUCACCACUCACUUUAUGGACGAGGCAGACAUUCUGGGUGAUAGGAUCGCUAUCAUGGCUGAAGGAAAUGUCAAAUGUUGUGGCUCCUCUCUGUUUCUCAAGAACAAAUAUGGAGUGGGCUAUCACAUGGUCAUUGUAAAGGAGCCCUCUUGCGACGUCCCUAAGGUCACUGGUGUGGUCGCUAGUCACGUGCCUACAGCCACUGUUGAGAGUAACAUUGGAGCCGAAUUGUCUUUUAUUUUGCCAAGUGAAGCCACAGGCAACUUUGAGAAUCUCUUUCUGGAGUUGGAAACCCGCCGCAAAGAACUUGGAAUCGCCAGUUAUGGUGCUUCGGUUACAACUAUGGAGGAAGUUUUCCUCAAGGUUGGAGAGGAAAUGGACAGCAGUCUCAGCGAUAAACUUCAGCAGACUAGCAAAGGAACACCCUCAGCUAACGGUGUGCUGGAGAGUACAGCUUUGCCUGUUCCAAGCGAGAAAUCCUCCGUCUUGGCACGAAUGGGUACGUUUGGAACAUCCUCGGCCAGCUAUGGCACAUUUGGUGACUACAACAAUUACAAUCACACGUCCGGUUUCCGGCUGUUUCGUCAGCGGUGGUACGCAAUGUUUGUGAAGCGUCUUUUGCACUCCAAGCGCCAUAAGCUGGCUAUCAUAUCUCAGCUUCUACUACCUCUGGUAUAUACGCUGUUUGCUCUGAUCAGUGCCAAGACCAUUCCUCAGCCCACGGAUUCCCCUCCACUCGCUCUAUCGACGCUCAACUUCUUGAACAACGACGUUCCUUACUAUUGCGUAAACAGCACUUGCAACUUGGCAGAUAACUACACAACUCAGUGGCCUGGUGGGAGUAAGACAAAACCUGUGAAUGUCAAAGUUGAUAUGGGACAGUACCUGUUGGAUGAGCCGAAGAAAAUAGGAGUUGGCCCCUUUAACAAAAGAGACCUGAUUGCAGCCACUUUCAAGAAACAGGAGGAUAAAGUGAACGUCACUGCGUGGUUCAAUAACCAAGCAUACCAUUCCAUCGCCGUGUCUCUAGCAGCUGCCGACAAUGCCAUCUUAAGGGCUACUCUGGGCAGCAACUACUCACUAAUGACUGUUAAUCACCCGCUGCCAAGAACUGCUAAAGAAUCUGCCAAUGAUUUACAGCGCAACGGCCUCGGGUUCAAUGUCGCAAUCAACAUUCUGUUUGGUAUGGCUUUCCUGGCUUCGAGUUUCGUUGUGUUUCUUGUCCAAGAACGAUCCAAUAAAGCGAAACACGUUCAGUUUGUCAGCGGUGUGGACCCAUUUAGCUACUGGGAUUCUGCGUAUACGUGGGACUUGAUUAACUUCCUCCUCCCAACCCUCUCUAUUAUGAUCCUCGUGGCUGCCUUUGACGUGCCAGCCUAUACAGGUCUUAACCUUUUGGACGUGGCUGAUGCUCUUAAAUGGGUUUUCCUUGUCUUGCCGAACUACUGCCUCGGCCAAGGAAUUUCAGAUAUUUUCAACAACUAUAAUGCACUGUAUUACGUUGACCAGUUUUGCCGUUCCUACGCAAAGUUUUUGCCCUUGGCAAAGUGUGAAAAAAUGGCCAAAGAAUUGAUAGGCUCAGAGUUGCAGUUUCAAACCAAUUAUUUGGCCUGGGAUAAUCCAGGCAUAGGCCGAUACCUGCUUUUCUUGGCUUUGGAAGGAAUUGUUUUCUACUCGCUCGUGCUGUUGAUCGAGUAUGGCGCGCUUGGGGCCUGUGCGCGAUUUUUUAGGCGCAUACGCAACCCCUUCGCAUUUGUGAAUGUAUCUGAGGACUCCCACUUGGCUGAUGAUGACGACGUUCUGGAGGAGAAGGAAAGAGUAUUGAGGUGUACAGACAAAGAUGAUGUUCUCGUAAUCAAGGAACUUACCAAGGUUUUCUGUGGAAACGGUCGUCGUUCUCCAUUGGUUGCUGUGGACAGUUUGAGUCUCGGUGUCCCUAUGAAUGAGUGUUUUGGUCUCUUGGGAAUUAACGGAGCUGGGAAGACCACAACCUUCCGCAUGUUGACUGGUGACGAGACAAUGACAUCUGGGACAGCUCUGGUGGAAGGGUUUGACAUCAGGACCAACAUGAACAAGGUUCGACAACGCAUUGGCUAUUGUCCCCAGUUUGACGCAUUAAUCGAUCAGAUGACCGGAAGAGAAAUUUUGUACAUGUACGCACGACUGCGAGGCGUACCGGAAGUCAUGAUACCGGAUGUGGUGGAUAAUCUCAUUCAAUCGUUGCUGCUUGGAGAUCACGCUGAUAAAUUAGCCGGUUCUUACAGUGGUGGAAACAAACGUAAGCUGAGUACAGCCAUAUCACUGGUAGGGGACCCUCCAGUGGUAUUUCUGGAUGAGCCCACGACUGGAAUGGACCCAGUAGCAAGGAGACUAUUAUGGGAUGCACUGUCACGUGUACGGGCUGAUGGAAGAUGUAUCGUGAUCACGUCACACAGCAUGGAGGAAUGCGAGGCUCUUUGCACCCGACUCGCCAUCAUGGUUAACGGACGUUUCAAAUGCCUGGGAAGUCCGCAACACCUUAAAACCAAGUUUGGAGAGGGUUACACUCUGCUGGCCAGAGUAGCCAGUGGUACAUCAGACACCGGACCGCUGAAACAAUUUAUUGAAGGCACAUUUCCUGGCAGCGUGUUGAAGGACGAGCACCAGGGCAUGAUCCACUAUCACAUCCGUGACACCAAUGUAUCGUGGGCUCAGCUGUUCGGGACAAUUGAGCGGAUCAAAUUGAACUAUAAUAUUGAGGAUUACUCUGUUAGUCAGACCACACUGGAACAAGUGUUUUUGAACUUUGCGCGAGGGCAGAGAGCAGAAGACGAGUAAAUGUUUUCUUAAUGGUAAUAGAUAGCAAUUAUCGACAGAAAUUUUCAAAUUAAUAUUUUUUUUUCUGAUUUUAAUUUUUUAUUGUGAACAUUCAGUUGUUUUAUCUAAUUUUUUACCAUACGAGAGACUUGAAGAUUUUAUUACGGUUGUAGAGAAUUUAUAAGGAGAUAUUUUCACGGAGUAGUAGCCGCUAUGGUAAACGAUGGGGCGAGCUGCAACAAUGCGCGAGACCAGAAAGAAAUGCGCAUGCGGGGCUUCUUGUCAAGGAGCGCCUGUAAGCUAUUUAUUUACUUGAUACGAAAGCAAGGACUUUGCUUUAGAGCAUGAUGAGUCAAUCCAGGUUUAGCGUUGUCGCGAUAAGGGUAAACUUGUCUCUACAAUAUUUUUGGAAAUAGCGAUGACAACACUAUCUCAUAAUUGGGUUGAAAAUACGCCAUGAGAAGUGCUUCAGGUCAUUUUGACAUCCGCGUGGUAAAUGCAGCAUAAGCUUUCGUCGGUCCAUUACGAGUUUUGCUGGAAUCGCGUAAUAGCAACAACAAGUUAAUGUAACUUACAUUCAGAUUACUUCGUGGUCAGUGGAAAAGUUAGCAACCCUUUUUUUUGGUAGCUUCAAGAAAAAUGGCGUUACCAACUCUGCUGCUCACAAAGUAUAAAACGAAAGUUUUCAGUUUGAUUCAACUCAGCACUUUUCAAAAGUUACUCGUGUCAAAUCCGUUUAAAACAUCUCAAUCUUUUUUCCAUCCUUUUAUUUUUCUUGGUUUGUUCUUAUCUAUUUGAGGUUGUUCUUCUUAGUUACUGAACUGCAGUUUUUAAGUUGGCGGUGAUUUUUCCAAUUCGUCCCCAGCCUUCUCUAUGUUUUAGGUUCGACUAGCUCUACCAAAGCUUCACCCGCGCGUCCCACUCGGGUGCACUGGGCUUCCCUUAUUUGACAUUUAAAGCUAGAGAGACGACUGGGAAUGAGUCGAACCGAUUUCGAAUUUCUGAUACUACGAGUCAACAAACCACAGCAGUCAUGGAAACUCGAUGGGGAUUUCCAUUCCCUCGAUGUUUCUUCCAUGAAGGAUUUAAGAACAGUUAGAUUUAAGUAGUUAUAGGUGAAGAGUAAAAUAAAACAAAUUUAGAAGUUUUCAUUAUGAAGUUUAAAUGUAUAGGGUUCCGACAAUCUGGAGAAGUUUUAAAAAGUCGUGGUGCAUGCACACGAUAAAGAAUAAUUGGUACAUACAUAUACAAAGUUUAUUCACUGAAAUCAAGUGUGAUGAAUUAUAGGGUUUGUUUUCAAUUUUGUUAAACGUCUUUUUGUAUUAAAAGAAUUGUUCCCAA